AUGCCAACCAUAGCCUGGUUCCUCUUGUUCUUCACCAGCAUCAAUCAAUCAUUUUCAGCUAGAACCCUUGGUGAUCAUCCAUCCCCAACUCACCACCACCGCCGCGACCAUGUCCAUCAUCCAAUCACCUUCUACAUGCAAGAUGUGGUUAGGGAGUCUCACCCCUCCCUGAUACCAGCAGCAACAAAGGUCAAUAGUCUUCUUCCCUUCUCCAAACCACUAGGCCUCUUCCCUCCCUAUGGAGGCAUCCCUCUGACUGAUCCUAACCCUACUGUAUCCGCAUCCGGAUUUUCAACACAAACCCUUGAUUUGCAGGGAAUCAGUAUAUCUUUUCCUGCUAUCUCAACUCUUCAAGAAUUGGAGUUUGGGACAGUAACUGGAAUUGACUCGGAAUUGUUUGAGGGUUCUGUGUUUGGCUCGCGGUUACUAGGGAAAGCACAGGGGAUGUAUGUUGCAAGCUCAGAAGAUGGAAGUAGUCAUAUGAUGGCAAUGACAACAACUUAUGCUGAAAGUGAGUACAAGGAUGCCUUGAGAUUUUUUGGGGUGCACCGUGCAGAUGUUGCCGAGUCACAUGUUGCAGUCAUUGGUGGUACUGGGAAGUAUCAAAAUGCAAAUGGCUAUGCGACGAUUAGGACUGUGAAUGUGAGCUCUACUGCUGCUGGAAAAGAAAGUGAAGGAGCCAACAAGCUGCUUCAUUUCAAUGUUUAUCUUGGUUGA
Molecule: messenger RNA, 717 nt
Organism: Cornus florida
Lineage: Eukaryota; Viridiplantae; Streptophyta; Magnoliopsida; Cornales; Cornaceae
Product: dirigent protein 25-like
Exons: 1
Coding region: 1-717 (238 amino acids)
Source: RefSeq, a predicted model, not a curated record